AUGAUAUUGGAAUAUGCCAAUGGGGGAAAUUUAAGAGAUUAUUUAGGAAACAAAAGAAAUUUUAUUUCAUUACAAUGGAAAGACAAGAUCCGAAUGGCAUUGGAUAUUACUUCUGGAUUGAUGUGUUUACAUAAAGAUAACAUAAUUCAUAGAGAUUUGCAUUCAAAAAAUAUAUUAGUUCAUAAUAAUAGAUUGAUGAUCGCGGACCUUGGAUUGUCUAAGAAGAUUACUGAGGUUACAACAACUUCAAAAUUUGAAGGAAUGGCAGAAUAUAUUGACCCACAAUGUUAUAUAAUAGAUAAGUAUAUAAGAGACAAGAAGUCAGAUAUAUAUAGUUUAGGCGUCCUAUUAUGGGAAAUCACAAGUGGACGCCCCCCGUUUUCGAACUUUGAUAAUAGAUUCACAUUGAUCUAUCAACUUAUUAAUUCUCAAAUUAGAGAAAGCCCAGAAGAAAAUACACCUUUAAAAGAAUCAAGUGAAGCAUUAAUUGAGAUUUCUAAAGUUUAUAUAAUUCACAACGACACCGGUCCUACGAAAUCUCUCGAUUUUGAUCGUAUUAUAGAAUCUCAUAGGCCAAAGUCACGAGCAAUUUUCGAUUAUCUUAUUAACAAUCCAACAAUUGAUCAUUAUGACGUCAUGAUUGGAAUUUUUCAUUAUCAUUAUUCUGAGAGUGAAAAAUAUGAAAAAUUCUAUCAAUGUGUUAUGAAAGCGAGUGAAAAUGAUGAUAUUUAUGGUCAUUUUGAACUUGGACGUUGUUAUUAUCACGGUUAUGGUACCGAAAUUGAUAGUAAUAAAGCAAUUGAGCUUUUUGAACGUUCUGGAUUAAAUAUAGCUUUAUAUAGACUUGCAGAUCAUCAUAACCAAUGUGGCAAUUUACAAGAAGCAUUUGAAUUAUAUACAAGAUCUGCUGAAAAGGGAUACGUUAUAUCACAACAAAUAGUAGGCGAAUUCUAUUACUCUGGUAGAGUUCCUCAAAAAGACCAUGAAAUUGCCUUAAAAUGGUAUAAAAAAUAUCAAAAUGGCGGUGGGAUCAAUGAUGUUGAAGAAAGGAUUAAAGAUAUAGAUGAUUAUUUAAAUAAGAUGCAUUUAGCAAUAGGGGUUUUUAAUUUUUUAACUAAAAAAUUUAUUCGUCCAUGA
Messenger RNA from Funneliformis geosporum, 1137 nucleotides. The record is from the annotation of a GenBank genome assembly. Lineage: Eukaryota; Fungi; Glomeromycota; Glomeromycetes; Glomerales; Glomeraceae.